AGGUCCUCUCCUCUCCUCAGUCCUCACUUCCAAAAAGAGAUUCUUCUUCUUUUACAUCCAGCGAAGGAAAGCGUAUUCCUCGUGACCUCUCUUUCCCUUCACUGUUCUUCCUGGGGUUUAAAUCCCCAGCUACGCGAUCCACCUAGCUCGCCAGAGAUUGAGGAAGGCUUGUUCGCUGGAAAAUGACGUCAGACGGGGCCACUUCGACGUCAGCGGCUCCGAGGAGGAAGCCGUCCUGGCGAGAGCGAGAGAACAAUAGGAGGAGGGAGAGGAGGAGAAGAGCCAUAGCUGCUAAGAUUUUUACUGGGUUAAGGGCUCAAGGGAAUUACAAUUUACCUAAACACUGUGAUAAUAAUGAAGUCUUGAAGGCUCUUUGUACCGAGGCUGGUUGGGUCGUUGAAGAUGAUGGCACCACUUACCGUAAGGGAUGCAAGCCACCCCCAAUUGAUUUUGUAGGCACCUCUGCAAGAAUUACUCCAUACUCUUCACAAAAUCCAAGUCCACUAUCUUCAUCAUUUCCUAGCCCAAUUCCUUCCUACCAAGUUAGUCCCUCUUCCUCUUCAUUCCCUAGCCCAUCUCGAGUUGAGAAUAUUGCUCCUUCUAAUCUCCUUCCCUUCCUUCAAAAUGCCAUUCCCUUGUCUCUCCCUCCUCUCCGAAUCUCCAACAGUGCACCUGUAACUCCACCUCUCUCAUCCCCAACCUCAAAAAAUCCCAAGCCAAUUCCCAACUGGGAGUUUAUUGCCAAACAAUCCAUGGCCUCAUUAAAUUACCCUUUUUAUGCUGCAUCUGCCCCAACAAGCCCAACUCACCGUCAAUUUCAUGCUCCAGCCACCAUACCUGAAUGUGAUGAGUCUGAUACAUCCACUGUUGAGUCUGGUCAAUGGAUAAGCUUUCAAAAAUUUGCACCUUCUGCGGCUGCAAUGCCAACCUCUCCAACCUACAAUCUUGUGAAACCUGUGGCUGAGCAAAUUUUGUCCAGCAAUGUGAUCAAAGAGAAUGGGAGGAGUAUGGAAUUUGAGUUUGGCAGCGGACAGGUGAAGCCAUGGGAAGGAGAGAGGAUUCAUGAGGUAGGAUUGGAUGAUCUGGAGCUCACACUCGGAAAUGGGAAGGCUCGGAGUUAAGGUGAGCUGAUAUAUCCAGUUGAAAUCAUAGUGAGGAAAUGCUGGAAUCAAAGGGAAUAUACGGUGAGCAGGUGUUGGAACAGAAGAAGUAUUCUUACUCUAGGUUGUGGUACAUUGAGCAUUGGUUUGGAAGAAUAUUUGCAAUCCAUUGCUCCAUUGUUUUGAUGGGAAGUGCAUACGUAGCAGGGAAUUAAAUUUUCAUGUUUAAUUUUAUGUUUAUUUAGUUUCAUUCUCUUUUACUCAUUUGACAGUCACAUUUGCCAGAAAAGUUUGGGAUGUUUUCGCAAGCAUUACAUGUAGAUAGUGUGCAAUAUUUCUGGAAUUGAUGAGUUUUUUUUCUACUUCGAUGAGACCUGAUAAAAUGAAAUCAUUUGUUUGUUUACCAUAUCAAUGGAUGUACCUUGUUACAAAGGACCCAA
Hevea brasiliensis (rubber tree) is the source of this 1540-nucleotide messenger RNA. RefSeq names its product protein BRASSINAZOLE-RESISTANT 1. NCBI's taxonomy places the organism in Eukaryota, Viridiplantae, Streptophyta, Magnoliopsida, Malpighiales, Euphorbiaceae. Gene Ontology annotation, molecular function: DNA-binding transcription factor activity. The transcript is spliced from 2 exons. Gene Ontology annotation, biological process: DNA-templated transcription; brassinosteroid mediated signaling pathway. The coding region runs from base 183 to 1121 and encodes 312 amino acids. The record is from RefSeq and is a predicted model, not a curated record.